AUGUUAUUUCAAAAUAAAACCCUGAAAACCACAGAAGAAGUUGCUCUUCAGACCUUUUUGCUUUGCCAGAUUGGGGUUGGGACUGUGAGCAACAUCCUUCUGUUUGUCCAUAAUUUCUCUCCAAUUCUGACUGACUCCCAACUGAGGCCCAUACAGGUCAUUCUAACCAACUUGGCUGUGGCCAAUGCUUUCAUUCUGCUUCCCUUGCCAUUUUCAUACAAUAUGAUGGGUUUUGUUCCAAGGAAGCCUGCAACUGACCUCACAUGUAAACUUGGAUACUUCUAUCAUGGGGUGGCUCGAGGCACAAACAUGUGCUCCACCUGUGCCCUGAGCACCUACCAGUUUCUCACUCUUGUUUCUGGUAACUGGGCUAAGGUCAUGUCCAGAGAAAUAUCCUCCAAAGUUCUAAGUUAUUCUUGUUACAGUUGCUGGUUGCUCAGUGUCUUAAACAGUGCUUACAUACCAGUAAAGGUCAGUGGUCCGCAGAAAUCACAUAAUGAAACUGAUUCUAAAGGCAUGUGGGUCUGCUCCACCUCUGGGUUCAGUGUAGGCAUUAGAUUCUUGCGGUUUUCUCAUGACACCAUGUUCAUUGGCAUCAUGGUCUGGACCAGUGUCUCCACGGUGAUUCACCUAAACAGACACCACAAGAAAAUGCACUAUAUACAUAACACUAAUCGGAACCAUAGAGGUCAGGCUGAGACCAGAGCAGCCCACACCAUCCUGAUGCUGGUGGUCACAUUUGUGAACUUUUAUAUUCUGGAUUGUAUUUGUACUUUACUUCACAUUUCUUUUGUGGACUCUCGUCUCUGGUUGAGACAUGUCAAAGAACUUCUGGCUCUAAGCUUCCCCACCAUUUCUUUACACAAUGGAGUAUUACUCAGCUAUUAA
Messenger RNA from Grammomys surdaster, 888 nucleotides. RefSeq names its product vomeronasal type-1 receptor 4-like. The record is from RefSeq and is a predicted model, not a curated record. Lineage: Eukaryota; Metazoa; Chordata; Mammalia; Rodentia; Muridae. Gene Ontology annotation, molecular function: pheromone receptor activity. Bases 1 to 888 code for a protein of 295 amino acids. Gene Ontology annotation, cellular component: membrane. The transcript has 2 exons. Gene Ontology annotation, biological process: G protein-coupled receptor signaling pathway.